Molecule: messenger RNA, 1345 nt
Organism: Aplysia californica (California sea hare)
Lineage: Eukaryota; Metazoa; Mollusca; Gastropoda; Aplysiida; Aplysiidae
Product: probable serine carboxypeptidase CPVL
Biological process (GO): proteolysis
Molecular function (GO): serine-type carboxypeptidase activity
Source: RefSeq, a predicted model, not a curated record
CAUGAAUAUCCUGCUGUGGAGCGGCCUCCUACUUCUGUGUACCGGAGUGAGUGUGUGGGCGUGUGACGAUCCUCUGAUGCUCACCCCGAUCCUGGAGGCCGGUGACGUGGACAAGGCACAGAACCUGAGCCGUGUGGUGAUGCCCGCCUUGUACAACGGCACCAGCCACGCCGGCUUCCUAACGGCCAACAAAACUUUGGGGAACCACCUGUUCUUCUGGUUCUUCCCGUCUAUGGAGCAACAGGACGCGCCUUUACUCGUCUGGCUCAACGGCGGACCGGGAGUAUCCUCCAUGUUAGGUUUAUUUUGGGAAAAUGGCCCGGUGGAAGUUGACGAAAGCAUAGCGACUUCAGGCUAUAUAAAAUCGAAACUUCGUGAAUUUUCCUGGGUGGGGCCGUUCUCGAUGCUGUACAUUGACAACCCAGUACAAGUGGGGUUUAGCUACACUGAGAGCGGGGAUGAGGGGCUGAGGUUGAAUCAGGAAGGCUAUUCAGAAGAUCUCUACUCAGUUAUGCUGCAGUUUUACAGCCUGUUUCCCGACUAUCAUAAUAGAGAACUGUACAUCGGAGGCCAGUCGUAUGCCGGGAAAUACGUGCCUGCCUUGGCUCAUAAAAUCCACGUCGGGAAUAGAGAUGGUAACACUCACUUACCGUUGGCAGGGAUUUAUCUCGGAGGCCCUUUUUUCGCCCCCGAGGAGGAAAAUUUGGCAUUCUAUGAUUUCGCUUUUGCAAUGGGCUUUGUUAGUCACGAGACUGUAGUAGAACGUAAGACAGAAAUUGUGAAAAUCUACGAGAAAGUGCGAGAAGGGAAACAUCUGAAUAUGACUAUGAUGGAUUUGAUGACCAUGUUUUGGUAUGACGUGGGUCUUGAAACUAACGAUAACUUCGUCACACAACAGAGUGCUAGUUACGGUUUGCUUGAUGCAGUGAUGCGACUGAAGGAGAUCCGCAAAGCCUUGCAUGUUGGCUCUCAGGACUAUGGGGCAUUUUCAUAUUCCAUCUAUUCAGCGUUUAGCGAGGAUUUGGUCGUGAGCACGAUACCGCAAAUGGCAGACCUCCUGGACAACUACAAAGUGCUGAUAUUCACUGGAGAUUACGACGUCAUCAUCAACUCGCCCAUGGUGGAAGCAGGACUCCAGGCCACUCCCUGGAGUCUGAGGGAAGAAUACCUGAACGCCACCAGGUCCAUCUGGAUGUCAAGCUCAUUGGACCUGAUCGGUUAUUUCUCCCUGACCGGUCAGUUUUGCCGGGUGGUUGUCCACGGUGCUGGACACCAGGUGCCACACGACCAGCCUCAAAGAGCUUUCCAGAUGAUAACUGACUUUGUACGACACGGCUGUAUACAG